This is a messenger RNA of Zonotrichia leucophrys gambelii, 1543 nucleotides long. It is a transcript of the gene STOML3, whose product is annotated as stomatin like 3. Gene Ontology annotation, cellular component: plasma membrane. The coding region runs from base 383 to 1264 and encodes 293 amino acids. NCBI's taxonomy places the organism in Eukaryota, Metazoa, Chordata, Aves, Passeriformes, Passerellidae. The transcript is spliced from 7 exons. The record is from RefSeq and is a predicted model, not a curated record.
GUAGAGGGGGUUGAGAUCUCCCCUGAGCCUCGUUUUCUUAAGGCUGUACCUCAGCUGCUGCUCACAGGACUCACUUCAUCUUCCUGGCUUUUUUGUGGGUGUUUCAAUCUCUAGUGACGGAUUCACAGAAAUUAUUUCCAGCUUGUGUUUUGUGGGGCCUAAGACCAGCUGGGCCAAGUGCACCUCAGACAGAGGACAGCCACAGAAUACAUCCAGCUACAUCAGAGACACAAGACUUGGUGUUUGGGAACAUCCUCUCUUCACCAGGGUAACCAACUCCCAGAAGACUCCAACGCAAGGGAUUUCUCCUUCUCUCAUCCUGCCUCUCUCUUCUGCAUCUUGCACAAGCCCUGCAGUUUCAAGGUUUGCUGCUGUCUCAUCUAUGAGGGGGUCAGAGCUUCCCUCUAAGGGGAUGGAUCCCCAGACAGAGAGACCCAAGAAAAUGAACACAGAACAUCUAAUUGCUGACAGGCAGGAAGGAAUUGGUGUCUGUGGCUGGAUCCUGGUUUCACUUUCAUUCCUUCUGGUGCUUAUUACCUUUCCUAUUUCCAUCUGGGUGUGUAUCAAGGUUGUCAGAGAAUAUGAGCGUGCUGUUGUAUUUCGUCUGGGACGCAUCCUGUCUAAGAAAGCAAAGGGACCAGGAAUGAUCCUUGUACUUCCAUGUACAGAUACAUUUACCAAGGUUGAUCUGAGGAUUGUUGCCUGCAAGAUUCCUCCACAAGAGAUUCUCACGAGGGAUGCUGUUACUGCCCAGGUGGAUGGGGUGGUGCACUACAGGAUCCACAGCGCUGUCAGUGCAGUUGCCAAUGUCACUGAUGUCCACUCUGCCACCUUGCUCCUGGCACAGACAGCCCUGAGAAACGUUCUGGGUACACAGAGCUUGGCUCAGCUGCUGGCAAGUCGUGAGGAGAUUGCACACAGUAUCCAGGCCACCCUCGACAGUGCCACGGAGCAGUGGGGAGUCAAAGUGGCUCGUGUGGAGAUCAAAGACAUCCGGAUCCCCAUGGCCAUGCAGAGGGCAAUGGCAGCUGAGGCAGAGGCUGCUCGAGAGAAAAAAGCUAAGGUUGUGGCAGCUGAAGGAGAAAUGAAUGCUUCCAAAGCUCUCCAGAGGGCCUCCAUGGUGCUGUCUGAGUCUCCAGCAGCUCUGCCCCUGCGUUACCUGCAAACAUUAACAGCUGUGGCAGCACAGAAUAACUCCACCAUUGUCUUCCCUCUCCCUAUGAAUAUGUUUGGGAGUUUGGGGCAGAAACGUACAGGGGGAUAGAGAUUGCUCUAUGCUAAAUCCUAGGCCAAGAUAUUUAAAGGUUUUCCUAGGAAGCAAAGGGGACCCAAUUGGCAGAGUUAAAGUAGAAUCAUGUUUAUUACCUCUGCCCCCAAAAUAACUUUAAUAGUCACACACAGCUCCCACAUUGAGACUGCAUUUGCAAAGUUCAGACACUAAGCAGUUCCAGCCUAGACUCAUCUGCAAGUAAAAUGGAAGAAAAUAUGUAAAAUGUAUGUUAGAUCUGAUAUAAAAUUUUAAAGAUGUUUUCACCACAGUUUA